Cutaneotrichosporon cavernicola is the source of this 726-nucleotide messenger RNA. RefSeq lists its product as uncharacterized. The transcript has 3 exons. Lineage: Eukaryota; Fungi; Basidiomycota; Tremellomycetes; Trichosporonales; Trichosporonaceae. The coding region runs from base 1 to 726 and encodes 241 amino acids. The record is from RefSeq and is a predicted model, not a curated record.
AUGAGCAAGGAGUAUACCGUCUUCGGCCUGGCUGCGCGCUCGUGCGGGCCCAAUGUCUCGUCAUUUGUGCACAUUACGAUGAGCGACAUGGCCAUCCUCGGGCUCCACUACAACGUCGUACCCCUAACCUUUCCCAUCAUCCGCGGUCGCCUCGCCCAAGAGACGGGCAACGAUCAAGUAACAGUCCCCACGCUGAUCACCGAGGACGGUUUUGUGACCGACUCAUGGGCCAUUGCGCAGUGGCUGGAGAAACACCACGGCACCCCAUCCCGCACCCUCUUCCCAAACGGCAUCGACCGCUCCACUGAUGAAUGGAUGCAGACCCGUCUCGCACCCGCCAUGCGGCCUCUCUUCCGCCCCGGUUUCUGGGCCAUGCAAGACGGCGCCAGUCGUAACUACUUCCUCAGCACAAAGUAUAUGGGCGACAACGUUGCUCUCGAGAAAGACAUUAGCAAUAUCCUCGAUCCCGUGACGGCGUCCAAGAUCUCCGCCUCAGUGCGUAAAGUGUUGAGCGAGUUCGAGAACAAGUUGGGCGAGAAGGAGGGCGUGUUCGUCAAUGGAGACAAGCCGAGCCAUGCCGAUAGCGCUGUUUUCGGGUGGUACCUCUCUGGACAGGUUAGUCCGGGGCCAAACUACGAUGCUUGGGUUAAUAGUGGGAAUCCCCGGGUGAGGAAGUGGGUCGCAGCGAUGGAGGAGGUUACGCGGAUCGUGCCGGGGUACCAGUAG